This is a messenger RNA of Fragaria vesca subsp. vesca, 2172 nucleotides long. RefSeq names its product nucleobase-ascorbate transporter 6-like. Gene Ontology annotation, molecular function: transmembrane transporter activity. Gene Ontology annotation, cellular component: plasmodesma; plasma membrane. NCBI's taxonomy places the organism in Eukaryota, Viridiplantae, Streptophyta, Magnoliopsida, Rosales, Rosaceae. The transcript has 14 exons. Gene Ontology annotation, biological process: transmembrane transport. The coding region runs from base 233 to 1834 and encodes 533 amino acids. The record is from RefSeq and is a predicted model, not a curated record.
UUUGUUUGGUUUUGCCUAGCCUUAUAAUCUUGGAACUCCCUUUCUGUGUUUCUGUUUUAGUAGGAUUUGCCAUGUAGUUGGGGAUUUGAGUCUGGUUUUCAGUAGCAUCUUUUUUCUUCUUUUAGGUUCUUUUGGGUGUUUUGAUCAUGAAAUUGGCUUAUUAUGCUGAGUUAAUAAUAAUUAAGCGAACUGUGGAUGUGUGAUAGAGAGCAGGAGAAAACAAGAGAGGAACAUGGCUGGAGGUGGACAUGCACCACCGCCGAAACAGGAGGAACUACAGCCUCAUCCAGUAAAAGAUCAGCUACCAAACAUUUCCUACUGCAUUACCAGUCCUCCUCCUUGGCCUGAGGCUAUUCUACUUGGUUUCCAACAUUACUUGGUGAUGCUCGGCACAACAGUUCUCAUUCCCACCUAUCUCGUUCCUCAGAUGGGAGGAGGAAACGAGGAGAAAGCAAAAAUGAUCCAGACUAUACUGUUUGUUGCUGGAAUCAACACAUUGCAGCAGACAUUUUUUGGGACUCGUUUACCUGCAGUUAUUGGAGCAUCUUAUACCUAUGUCCCAACAACCAUUUCGAUUAUUUUGGCUGGUCGAUAUAGUGAUGUUGUGAACCCCCAGGAGAAAUUCGAGAAGAUAAUGCGUGGAACCCAGGGUGCACUUAUUGUUGCCUCUAUACUGCAGAUUGUUGUUGGCUUCAGUGGCCUCUGGCGUAAUGUGGCAAGGUUCCUAAGUCCACUUUCUGCUGUUCCUUUGGUUGCUUUGUCAGGCUUUGGGCUAUAUGAGCUUGGAUUUCCUGUGUUUUCAAAAUGUGUGGAGAUUGGCUUACCACAACUCAUCCUUCUACUGAUAUUUUCACAGUACAUACCUCAUCUGAUGCACAGUGAGACGCAUGUCUUCGAUCGCUUUGCUGUUUUAUUUUCGGUGGCAAUUGUGUGGAUUUAUGCUCAUCUGCUCACUGUGGGUGGGGCUUAUAAGCACACACCAGAAGCAACUCAGUUAAGCUGUCGAACUGAUCGUGCUGGCAUCAUACAUGCUGCUCCAUGGAUAAGAGUUCCAUAUCCUUUUCAAUGGGGAGCUCCGACUUUUGAUGCUGGAGAAGCUUUUGCAAUGAUGACUGCUUCAUUUGUUGCUCUUGUUGAGUCCACCGGUGUCUUUAUUGCUGUGUCGAGGUAUGCAAGUGCAACUCCGCUCCCACCUGCUAUAUUAAGUCGCGGUAUUGGUUGGCAGGGUGUGGGCAUUCUUUUCUCUGGUAUAUUUGGCACUGGGAAUGGAUCAUCAGUAUCUGUUGAAAAUGCUGGUUUGUUAGCUUUGACACGGGUUGGCAGCCGAAGAGUUGUCCAAAUUUCAGCCAGCUUCAUGAUCUUCUUUUCCAUACUUGGAAAAUUUGGAGCUGUCUUUGCCUCGAUACCAGCACCCAUUGUUGCAGCAAUGUAUUGCUUCUUCUUCGCUUAUGUUGGUUCAGCAGGUCUUAGCUUGCUUCAGUUUUGCAAUCUAAACAGUUUCAGGACAAAGUUUAUCAUAGGCUUCUCAAUUUUCAUGGGCCUUUCAGUACCACAGUAUUUCAAUGAAUAUACACUUGUUAAAGGCUAUGGUCCGGUGCACACAGGAGCAAGAUGGUUCAAUGACAUGAUCAAUGUACCUUUUUCUUCGGAGCCAUUUGUUGCUGGUUUAUUGGCAUUUGUCUUGGACACAACACUGCAUCGAAAGGACAAUGCGACCAGGAAAGACAGAGGCAUGCCUUGGUGGGAUAGAUUCCGAUCAUACAAGACAGAUACAAGAAGUGAGGAAUUCUAUUCCUUGCCUUUCAACCUCAACAAGUUCUUCCCUUCAGUGUGAUUUUCACACUGGGGGUGGUUGAGAGUAAUCGAGUCAAGUGCUCCAGCAGUUUCACACUGUUUGUAUCGCACUUCUUUUGUUAACUGGCAUUGCCAAUGAAUCAAACCCUUUUGUUGAGUCUUCUGAUUUAACCAUACUUGGUAGUAAACUAGCCAGUACUGAACCAACUUGCAAUGUUCACUAUGCAUUUUCAUGAGAAUGUAUUGUAUAUGAUGAAGACUGGUUUACAGUCGGAGAGAUAUUUCUAUCUUAUCGAUAUCAGACUUCCUUAGUGCAUGUGUAUAAAUAUCAAUCAGAAAUACAGAAACACAAUAUUACUAGAAGUUACGAAACUGUUG